Molecule: messenger RNA, 6783 nt
Organism: Rhipicephalus microplus (southern cattle tick)
Lineage: Eukaryota; Metazoa; Arthropoda; Arachnida; Ixodida; Ixodidae
Gene: sv
Product: paired box protein shaven
Biological process (GO): anatomical structure development; regulation of transcription by RNA polymerase II
Molecular function (GO): RNA polymerase II cis-regulatory region sequence-specific DNA binding; DNA-binding transcription factor activity, RNA polymerase II-specific
Source: RefSeq, a predicted model, not a curated record
CCCUUUCGGGAUGGCAGCGCUCCGGCCCGUACCUCGCGCGGGACCCCCACGAGGGGCCUGAGCCAUCGCACGUGGGAUUGACACCGGUGCACCGAAGGGAUUCACGACCGUGCUUGGCACUUCUGUGAUUGCUACGACCCUCUUGUGAACCGUGAUCGUUUUUCUUUUCUGCGUCAGCAGCUGCGGUGCCUCGUAGCCUGCCUGGACUGUGUGUCGGCUGGUGAACCUCAUGGAGAGGCUCAUGAUGAGGUCCUCUCCGAGCAACUACAACGACGUGAAACUGAAGCUGCUGCAGGAGGGCGGCCUGGAGUUCCGCGACGCGGACAUGCUCUACCCAGCCGAUCCGACGGCACAAGUGGUGUCGUACGCGGCGGGGCCUUUGCAGCCGCUGCCGCCGCACGAAGACGUCUAUGGCUCUACGCAGCUGGGCGCCAUCAUGGACUUGCAACAGCAACAGCAGCCGCAGCACGUGCAAGCCUCCCAGGUCCAGGACCACGAGCCCAAGAAAAAGAAUGCAAACAGCCGGGCCACCUCGUCUAACCAGAGUUAUAUGGACCACCCCAGAAACUCCAUCAACGUUCACGCCGAUUCCAUGCAGGGCGAUGACACUGACACGAGUCCCGAGCCCCCGGGGCGAGCAUCUUCUCCGCGGCGGCACGAGAAAAGAGAGCCCACCCCAAGAGCACGCUCCCCCGCCUUCUCGCCCCCGCUGGUGCGCGCCUGCGGAGGAAUCCUGUCAGCGCCGCGGCGCUCCGUCUCUGAGCGCUCGUUCAUCAUCUGCUCUCGCUCUUUGUUAGCUGUGGUGCGUGCCCGCCCUGGGGAUGGCGUACAUAACGCGCGUGCUUUAUCUCCAUUCGGCGCAGGUCAUGGUGGCGUGAAUCAGCUGGGCGGCGUAUUCGUGAACGGCCGUCCAUUACCGGAUGUGGUGCGGCAGCGCAUUGUGGAGCUGGCGCACCAGGGUGUCCGGCCCUGCGACAUCAGCCGCCAGCUGAGGGUCUCCCACGGAUGCGUCUCCAAGAUACUCGGAAGGUACUACGAGACAGGCUCGAUCCGGCCGGGCGUGAUCGGCGGCAGCAAGCCGAAGGUGGCCACGCCCAAGGUGGUGGACGCCAUCGCGAACUACAAGAAGCAGAACCCCACCAUGUUCGCCUGGGAGAUCCGCGACCGGCUGCUGGCCGACGGCGUCUGCGACCAAGACAACAUACCCAGCGUUAGCUCCAUCAACAGGAUCGUGCGCAACAAGGCAGCCGAGAAGGCCAAGCACCACCACGUGUCGUCCAACGGCGGCAGUCCGCAGCCCCAGUCGUCGCCCACGUCGGUGAUCACGCACGCGCCAGCAUCGGCGCAUGAGUCGAGCGUCUCUGCGGCGGCAGCCGCGGCUGCCCUGCAGAGGCCCUCAUACUCCAUCAACGGCAUCCUGGGCAUUCCCAGCGCCGAGGCGGCCAAGCGCAAGCGCGACGACCAGGUCUCACAAGUGCACGGCGACUCGGCGCGAGACAUGAACGGUGACCACGGAAUCCACGAAGAUGAAGUUAAACGUUCCAGGGCGCAGUACAACGGCGAGCAGAUCUACUCCAACCUGAGUCCCAACAUGUGGGCCAAGUGGACAAAGCAGGACGAACUGAAGGCCAGCAUGGCGGACCUGCCAACGAGCAACGGGUCGCCGUACCAUCACCUGACGUCGCAGACGUCUCAACCGGCGCCCCCAUCGCAAGGCGGCGCCUUCGAGCAGGCCUUCAGCCCCGUGGUGUCGUCAGCGGAGAAGCAGCCGGCCGAAUACGACGUCGCCAUGACCACCAUCAACUCGCAGUCCACCGCCGUCUACUCGCCACCUCUCGGCAGCAAUUCGCUCACCCCUCUGACGCCCAUCAGCAUGCAAGAAGUCAAGUCCCUUGUCAACAGCGGAGCGUCGCUCAUUGAAACUAGUCCAAAUCCACACUCCUACCAUCCAGCGGCCGCGGCGACCGGUAGCGAGAUCCAGGGCAGCCCUUCACCGGCCAAGGCCGAGGCACCGUGCCCGCUCUCGUCGCUAACGGUGCUGCAGCCCGUCCAGGGGGCCAUCCCGGGCUACGGCUCCAGCUUCUCGCAGUUCUCGGCCGCGCCAGUGACGGGCAGCGCAGUUGCCAGCUCCGCGGUGGCCGGCAUUCCCGGCGCCGACUACGCCUACGCGUCGCCCUACACGCAGUACUCUUCGGCAGCAGCGUAUGGCGCCUACGGCUACGGCUCCAGCGGAAUCAUCAACCCGUCCUACUACUACGCCCAUAGCGCCAGGACCGGGUCGGCCGGCACGGGCCUCAGCAGUGCGGGUCCGCUCAGUCCCAACGCCUACAAGGGCGAGCGCUGCUGACACCUGCGGGACGCUUAAGGCUCGCCGACCGCGUCCACGGGACAGCACGCCCCCCAUGCUCUGCCGCCCUUGACUCACUGCGGAGCGCAACAACGGAUCCGAAGAUACCACGACGGCCGAGGUGGCAGAGGCAGCGGUGACGGCGGCGACCAUCUUGAAGCAGGCUGCGGACUUGGCCGGCAACAUUUCACUUGCGUCGUUCCCCGUGCCGAGAUGAUGGUGCCUGAUCGGGACAGUAGACGAGGAAAACAGGCAGCCGCCAGCGGACGAGUGUGGCGCGUCGACGGGAGAACCGCGCGUCGGUGGUGAUCGGUUCCUCGCGAAAACCAAAGAUCUUGUGUCCGCCUUGUGGACUCUUUUGGACUUGUGCGAAGUGUACGUGAUGCGCAAGAACGACGACGUUUAACGGGAGUCUCCGGCGCACCACGUCGUGUGCGUAUAGCACGACAGCGGCGCGCCACAUUGAAUGCGCGGGGCGGCUGCGCGAUACGAGGCGAAUAGCCGGCCAGAGUGUGCUGUAGGGCUGCCAUGAAGUUGGUUGCGAUGCAGCGAGAGCUUCCGCGCGGCUCCCCGCCUGGUUGUUAAGCGAGUAGCGAUUACGCUCUUUCAGACGCUGUAAGCGUCGGUGAUCUUUUUCCCGCUUGUAUGUCAGCUCAUCAGUGGGACGAAUACACAAAGCUUUGUAUUCGUGCGCCUUCUCUUGCAUUGCCUACUUCAAGCUCACUGAUAUGAUGCACAAAAUCGGGAAUGGCUGAAAAAUUUCUUCCCACAUGGUAUUCUGGCACAAGAGCUUUUGCGAGUAUAUGCUAAAGUAUAAGUACUUCCAAGCUCGUUUCAACAUGCUAUAUGAAAGGUUGACAACAGAAUGCUAUCACUGCGUAGAAGAAGUAAAGUGAGGCAGGUGUGCACAAAGAAUCGGUUUUCAAAAAGGGUGAACGCAGCAGUUUUCCGAGAGAAUUCAGAAGUAUUUCUUCUUUCAGAUAGUGUAACGGCAAACAGUGUUACAUAGUCUUGAACUAAACAAACAGAUUUCAAUAUACACCCUCGAGAUGAAAACCUAAAAUAGAAAAGAAAUAGGACUAAAGCACGUGUGUAGCAUGCGUUAGUCGCGAAGUAAAUCUUGCUGCCACACCUGCUCACCAAUAAUACUUAAAGUCCCUUUACUCGCCAAGGCGCAAGGAGUCGCGCGGCAAUGCUUUAGACGCUCGCUUCCAUUGACAAGCACUGGUAUACUUGUGUAAAGGGAGGUGGUUCAUUUACGCCACCACGUCUUAGAGGCAUCGCACAAAAACAAACAAAAGAAUCGUUGCGGUGGCACAAGAAGUGUGACUUAAUCUGGUCGCCAGGAUAUUUCUAUUCAUCCUUACAUCAACCCCGCUUGUUAGUUAACAUCGACAACCUUUUACCCUUGUUCCCCAUCCCUCCCUCGUAUUAUUUUUCUUUGUUUCUCCCUCCAGAGAACUGUCUUUGUGCGUAUUAUUUACAGUGUAGCACUGCGUGUAUUUAUCAAAAAAAAAAACGAAACACAACGCAGAAUGGAUAUUAACGUCGCCUCUCCACUUACAAGGCGUAGUUCCGCACGUCGCCUCUCCACUUACAAGGCGUAGUUCCGCACGAUGGCGAUGACGAUGAUGCUGCUGAUUCUACAUGGUCUCACGCCACGGUUUGCUCAAAGUUUUACGUUUGUCUAAGCACACGUUUACCUGUCUGCGAAGGAAAAAAAAAAAGGUUCACAGUUUCACAGCCACCACACGAAAAGAAGGAGACACACACACACAAACACGCAAAAAACUAAGAGUGUAUUCACUGUAAACGUUAUCAAGUGUUCGCAAAGGAGAAAGAGCGACCCAACGGCGAAGCGCAUGUUGUUGCUUAUCUGCAUGUUGUUAUGCCGGGAUGAGAGCUUCGCACAGUUCAGCGGCAUUGAUUCGCGUCCUCUCGGUGUUCUCGCGUUGUUUCAGGCGUGCCUGUGUCUGCAUUAAGCGACUGCGCGAAUACAUCGAAUUGGGUUCCCUCAAAACUUUAGUGCUUUUAGAGCGCUUACUCAUUCAAAAAAGAAGCUUCAGGAACGAAGGACACAUCAGACGUCAGAAACGACAAAUUAUUUGUUUAUUUAGAAAAUCGUAGCCGUGUACGUUACAUUCGCAAACACACGCAUCGCGUGAUAUUGAAUCUCAUAUCGUGUCUGGCUUUAUAUUAGGAGUAAAAAAAAGAUAGGGAAACUAGAGAACACGGAGUUUUCGCUUGAAGGCACGAAACUAUUCCUAACAGCGUCUUUCUCGGCUUUCUCGGUGCCCACUUCGGAGACACCACUGUACCGGCCAAGCUCACCUCCUCGCUAGAUGCGAAGCAAGCGGCCGCUCCAGGAAGCCGAACCGCAGGCGUCUGACUUGCGCCUCGGCUUUUUCGCUGUAGACAAUGUAGGUCACUUCAUUGUAUAGUCCAUAUGGUUCACCCCCCCCCCCCUUUUAAGUGGCAUGCUUCUCGAAUGUGUAUCAUGUGUUUACUAAUUUAUACAAACCCUAUGACAGAGAUGUUGGCAAAAAAAAAUGGAUGGGCCGAGUGCAGAGGUGCGGGCGACGAGAAAGAAUCGUUCACCUAUGCGAAAGAGACGAUGUACAUUAUUACUUCCCGCCGUGGUUGUGCCUGCUUGGUGUGAGAGUAUCGUUUUCUUUUAUUGUGUGUGCGACCCGUUUUCUUUUGCGUGCGCUUAUACAUACGUGUUAAGGCGCAACGAAUGGUGCCGCGUGCGACAUUGCUGACGCUGGGCUCCUCGUUCGGGCAGCACCAGUUCAUCCCAUUGUACAUGCGAAAUCCCUUCGUCUUUCUCAUGGCAGAUGUUCACUUCAUAUUCCCCCCUCUCUUUCCGUGCCGCACCUAAAAUGGAAUAUUGUGUGUUGUAAGAUAUUUUGCGGGAGAACAACAUACAAUACGCUAGCGUUUUUAUGUUGCUUUUACGUUGUGUUCUAUUUUUUCUUUUUAUUAUUUUGCCUGCCUGUUCGUGUUGUGUGUUGGCGUAUUUGUAUUUGUACUCCCUUUUUAUGUCGUUUUUGUUAAUCCUUAUUGUUUCUUAGAGUUGCACCCUGUGAUGAAGAACGACACCCUUGUAUAUAUACAUCACGCCCUAGGCGUUUUCUUUUUUUUUUCGUCUACCUUUUAGUAGUGAUAAAAAGCGAAUCACAGGAAUGAGGCAUAUUUCUUUAAGUAUAUUGAUUCUUAUUUUGAAGUGGCACGAUAGUUUCGGAAGGUGCUGUCAAAUGAAGGCAUUGAGGCGACUUCUUGUGAUGUCUUUUGAGGGCGAAAAUUGUUCGUCACCACUUGUAAACAUUGUGGAAUGAGAUAGUGCUGAUGAGAAGCGCUUAUAUCCGGCGUUAGCGGCAAACAAAUGUUAAUGAAGAGUGAGUGCGUGUGAGUUUCCACGGAGCCGUUCGUGAUUCUCCAAUAGACGAACGACUUUCCGCUGACGCACCCCAAGGCAUAACAUUACGGCGGCAGAUACAUUAAUGAAGUUCGUCGAGGCGUGCACAAAACUAUUUCAUUUUUUGUGCCGUCAAUGCGAGCUGUAAAAGUGCGUUAAUACAGCGCAGUGGUAAGCUACUUAAUGAUCUUAUUGCGUGUUCAGGAGAUGAAGAAUGUAUACCGGUGUUUUGCUGGAGUUCGCCUGCGAGGCGCCGAACUCCUGCGUAUAGCGUCCACCCCCCCCCCUCUCUCUCUCUCUCUCUUAAAAGGCCACGAAUGUUCCUCAACUACGGUCACAUGCGCAUAACGUGCGUAUAGGUUCUAUCUGUGUCAUACAGAGCUAAUAUAUGUAUAUAAAAAAGGUCAGAUGAUUUGUUUUUCACAACACGUGCUCUUGAACCAGCAGUAUGGCGACAGGUUCAAAAAAAAAAAAACACGUCACACUGCUUUGAACAUGGAAGCCCCCCCCCCCCCUUUUUUUUUUUGCCUUACCACGAUGGAUCAUCAGACAUAAUUAUUUGCGACAACCACUUAAGCAUGCCAUGUGGCACACCAAUUUGAGUAGGUAAAUCUGAAAACCUUGAAGCUUUUUUGACAUGUGAAGGGUAAAGGAGGUUGGACGAUUUUGUUCUAUUUCUCGGCUCUCUACAAGCAUCUGCCAUCAUUCCUUGCCUAUAGGGAAACGUCGUAUUGACCGACUAUUGUGUAUUGGAGCACUGUGCGAUGCCUUCGAUUGUACUGUACCAGAAAAAGAAGUUUUCUUCUUUUGUUUAUUUUCCUCUCGUUUAGAAUUUGCUGAAUGAACUCGAUGCUGAAUGAUGCUUUGUCGGCCAGAGGCUACGCGCGGCUCUGUAUCUUUUCCUUUGGUUGUGUACAUGAACUGGUUGCCUGGACAAAAUGUACGUGUGCGGGGCUGAGUGACAAGUGUGCAAAAUGUGAUGACUGCAUGAAAUAAAACUCGAUGAGUAUGCACACAC